GGCAAGAGCUGGCACUUCCUGGUUUCUUUUCCUUUUGUCCGCAAUUUUGCGACUGCAGUGGAGGUCUGACAGAGUCGCAGUGGUGUUGGGAUGCUUUUGGUCAAGAACUACAGUCCCUGACUCUGAUGGAGGCGCUGUACUUUAUGAGGAAUUUGGCGGUGCAGGUGGUGGAGAAGAUCGCCCUCAUGCCUCAGGUGCUGCGGUCCGAUUUCAACUGGGCAGCAGCUCUUCCACCAGAGCUGCCGGUGGACGCAGCGAAGGUGAUGUGCGGCCGGUCCGGAGAUCACAUCUCGGUGAUCUACUUGUCCGAACCGGUGGCUCGGGUCUCCGAUGAGACAUUGGAGGCCCUUUGCCAGGCGGUUAAAGCUGUGCCCUUCAUCCCGCGUAACUCGGACGAGAUGGCGCCUGAAGGGCGGGUGUGGGUGGGCGGCCUAAUGGGCGAUGCCCUCAUGACGCAGAUCAUGGAAAACUGGGCUCAAUGGCAACGGUGGCCUGGGUUGCCCGACAGCCUGGCAGAUGUGGAGCGCAUUUGCGAGCUCCUGCGCCCAACCUCAGAGAUGUUUGGAUUCAAUUCGUCAUCCAGUGCAUACAAGCCACGCACCCACUGCUACCAUGCCAUGGGGACGUACGGGCAGCACGACUGCGUGUUCUCCGUAGUCCUUCGAUUUAAAAUUAAGGAGGACGUUCUCGAUUUUGCUCGUGCUUGUGGUGACUUCCUGGGGCACAAGAUGUGCUGCGAUCUGAGACACAUUAGUUCUGAUUGUGACAGUCUGCGCAAUGAGGUCGUGGAGGCUUUCAAUGAAG
Molecule: messenger RNA, 804 nt
Organism: Cladocopium goreaui
Lineage: Eukaryota; Dinophyceae; Suessiales; Symbiodiniaceae
Source: the annotation of a GenBank genome assembly